Molecule: messenger RNA, 1101 nt
Organism: Gracilinanus agilis (Agile Gracile Mouse Opossum)
Lineage: Eukaryota; Metazoa; Chordata; Mammalia; Didelphimorphia; Didelphidae
Product: AP-1 complex subunit sigma-2
Exons: 5
Coding region: 143-604 (153 amino acids)
Biological process (GO): intracellular protein transport; vesicle-mediated transport
Cellular component (GO): AP-1 adaptor complex; intracellular membrane-bounded organelle; membrane coat
Molecular function (GO): clathrin-cargo adaptor activity
Source: RefSeq, a predicted model, not a curated record
CGCUCCCCCUCUCCCUCUUUCCCCACGCCCCGCCUGCUCGGCUUCCAGACGCUCAGAGGGGGCUUUUCACUUGGCUGCUGCUGCGGCCCGGGGAGCUGCAGGCGGCGGCAGUAGCGGCGCUUCCUUCUCGUCAGCGGCCACCAUGCAGUUUAUGUUGCUUUUUAGUCGUCAGGGGAAGCUCCGACUUCAGAAAUGGUAUGUCCCACUAUCGGACAAAGAAAAGAAAAAAAUCACAAGGGAACUUGUUCAAACAGUUUUAGCCCGUAAACCCAAAAUGUGCAGCUUUUUGGAGUGGCGAGAUCUGAAGAUUGUCUACAAAAGAUAUGCUAGCCUGUAUUUCUGCUGUGCUAUUGAAGAUCAGGACAAUGAACUAAUUACCCUGGAAAUAAUUCAUCGUUACGUUGAACUACUUGACAAAUAUUUUGGCAGCGUGUGUGAACUUGAUAUCAUCUUUAAUUUUGAGAAGGCUUAUUUUAUUUUGGACGAGUUUCUUUUGGGAGGAGAAGUUCAGGAAACAUCCAAGAAAAAUGUACUUAAAGCCAUCGAGCAGGCAGAUCUGCUACAAGAGCCACGCCAUGAAUACUUUAAUGUCCCUGUGUACUAAAUGACAUCACUCAUCGAGUAUGCAGAAUUUCACAGAGGAAAUAGAGCUGAUUUACUUAUGACAGAACAGCUGGUGAAACAAAUCAUCUUGAACAUAGAUUAUCAUAGCCAUUUUACUGUUGUAUUUUGUCCUCCCUCUUUACAUUGUUCCUCCCCCUCCCCCCAUGUCAUCUUGAUGUAGUUUGUCCCUGUCAAUAUCUGGUUUAAUUUUUUCGUGAAAUACAUGGCAUGUAUGUUUUGAGUAAAAUUCUCCUCUUAAGUAUGUACUUGUUAUUAACCAAUCAUCUGUGAUUAAUUUCAUAGUUAAAGGAAAAUGUUCCAAUAUAGCCAAAUGAGUAGCAGCAUAUAGCCCACUAAAGCUAAAAUCAAACCAGCAUUACUUGUAUGUAGAAUUGCUUUUCAAAAUGAUAAUGUCUCUCAAAUUGCAUAAUGAAUGUAUCCUAUAACUUCUGCAUAGUUGAGUAUAUAUAGAAUAGAAAUAAUACAGGAAAAUAUAGA